AUGAACACGUUCCGUUUCCGCCUGAAUUGCAUCGAUCACUACCAGGCAGUGCCGACUGAUCUCGAUCCGGUCCUCAGGCGGGUCCCUGGAAUUUCUCAGCAUCAGCGUGCCCCGCAAGUCCCCGUUAUUCGCGUCUUUGGUGCCACAGAAACAGGCCAGAAGGUAUGCGCGCAUAUUCAUGGCGCAUUGCCAUAUCUCUAUCUAGAGUACACCGGUAGCCUAGAUCAGGAUGCAGGCAUACCGUUCUAUGGAUAUCACGUCGGUUACAAGUUCUUCUUGAAGGUUUACCUGCUGAAUCCAGCACACAUGACCCGAUUCGCCGAUCUUCUCCACCAAGGGGCCAUCAUGAAUCGCACCUUUCAGCCCUACGAAAGCCAUCUGCAGUAUUUGUUGCAGUGGAUGUGCGAUUACAAUCUUUAUGGAUGCGGCUAUAUCGAUUGUGCAAAAGUGCAAUUCCGAGGCCCUGUGCCUGACAGCGAUGCAAUCGACAUCACAAGUCACAAAUGGCACGAUGCAUCAAUAUCGAAUCAUCUGCUUGCCGAACCAGACCAGUACCCUCGCCAAAGUCAUUGUUCGCUUGAGAUCGACGUGUGCGUACAAGACAUCUUGAACAGACACGAGCUACAUUCUCGUCCAAUCCACCACAGUCUGUUCGAGCAAUCGUUCGCUUUGAAGUCAGACGAAAAGUAUGUUCCUUCGAUGGCUGGUCUGUGGCGCGAUGAAACAAUCCGACGCAAACGCCGGAUGGGUCUGACCAAUCCUUCGAGUAGCCCAUUUCCUCCCGAGGUGCUCGUGUCCAUGUCCGCAGAUACGAGGAAUAAUGAGAAAGCAGGGUGGAUCCACGAAGAAGAGUAUCGAGAGCUUCUGGAACAGCUUGUCAACGAUGAGAAUCGCCUUGGUCCUGUUGCAGAUAGAGCGACAUUUGUAAAGCCAGCUGAAGGUGAAGCCCACAUCAAGACGGCUCUCGAGAGCGUCGAAGAUCUUUACCCUGGGCAUUUUGAAACACAUCUCUUGGCAGAAGAAGAGGAUCAGCUUCAGCUUCUUGAACAAGAUGCUCAAGCACGCAUCUCGCCCCCCGAGGAUAAUUUUGAUGUCGCAAACGUUAAAGAAGAUAUGGAUCUAGAUGAUCCAACCCAUACGGAAGAAGCGCCUUCACUAGACCCUCUUAGUGUUUCUGAAGCGCAGAUCAUGACACAACACGACCAAGAGAGUCGAUUGCCUAAUGGUUGCUCCAGUGAGUUGGAUAGCAAUCAAAGCGAAGAUCGUGGCACGCGUAAGCGAUCCACAUCUGUAGAAGAUGAGAGGCUGCGUAAAAAGCAUAGGCCCUCGCAAGAGGAUACAGACAGCGCCCCAAGUUCGUCUCUUUCUGUGAAAGCUGACGGCCAUGGAAUACACGGUUCCAAAAAAAACUCACGUCCCGGUCAGUCAUCUCAGAAUGAAGCCAGGCCGAGUACAUUGCCAUUUCCAGUGGUCAAGAAUCCAAGAGCCCCCGAGACCCGCCUGCGCUUGAGCCAGACCGAUAUCUCAAAGCUCCCUGUGCUGUAUCGAGAUGCAUAUUACAGCGACGAGGCAGAUGUCCCUGAACGAUCGAGAGAGUAUGCAGGUCGAGACUUCACCUUGCAAAGUACCACUAUUCCGUAUUUACCUUUGUUUGACCCUGUCAAUAUGUCAUUUCUUGACAGCAAAAGUGAAUUCGUCGACAAGAAGCACCCUGAAGAUCCCCUACGUCCCUUGCAAUGCAGCUUGCGACAUUGGGAGCUUGGACCUGCUCCGCCAUCUUACAAACAAGUGAAUCGAUGGCUUCGUAACGAGAGGCAACACAACAGUGCUGGCCCAGCACCAAAGGCCUCUAAUCUACCACACCAACGCAAAUUUCCAGAGCAUGUCUCGCAAGUGGAAGGACCCACCCAGAACAACAAACAUGGCUUCAAGUACUCUCAGAAAAUAGCAUCAACCAGCGUCAAGCACGAGACUCAAUAUAUGAGUAUCCUGAGCUUAGAGGUCCAUGUCAACUCGAGAGCAUCAUUUGCGCCAGACCCUGUCAAAGACGAGAUUCAGGCAAUAUUCUGGUGCAUACAAGGCGAGGACGGUGCGAACGGUGACCACCACCGCACCGGCAUGCUGUGUCUCUCUGACGACGAAGGCAUUGUAAACCAGAUAAGAAAGCAGACGUCAGUGGCGGUAGAAUACGAAGAAGACGAGCUCGACUUAAUCAACCGAAUUGUCGACAUCGUACGGCACUUCGAUCCAGAUAUUUUGACCGGGUAUGAGGUGCACAAUGGCUCUUGGGGCUAUCUAAUCGAGCGCGCUCGCUUGAAGUUCGAGUACGAUCUUUGCGAUGAAAUUAGUCGUACCAAGUCACAAUCGCACGGCAGAUUCGGCAAAGAAGCCGAUCGAUGGGGGUUCACCCAUACUUCCACUAUCCGGGUAACCGGUCGUCACAUGAUCAAUAUAUGGCGUGCGAUGCGAGGGGAACUGAACUUGCUUCAGUAUACCAUGGAGAACGUCGUCUUCCAUGUCCUGCACAAGCGAAUCCCUCACUACCAAUACUCAGACCUCACAACAUGGUACACUAGUCCCAAGCCUCGAGACCUGGCGAAAGUCGUUGACUACUUCAUUACUAGAGUGCAGCUGGACUUGGACAUCCUAGAGGCCAACGAGAUCGUUCCUAGAACAAGCGAACAGGCACGUCUGCUCGGCGUCGACUUCUUCUCUGUCAUUUCACGAGGCUCGCAGUUCAAGGUUGAGUCUACCAUGUUCCGUAUCGCAAAGCCAGAAAACUACCUCCUGGUCUCCCCCAGUCGAAAACAAGUUGGCCAACAGAACGCUCUCGAGUGUCUACCCCUUGUUAUGGAACCUCAAAGCGCGUUCUACUCCAGCCCGCUCCUAGUCCUCGACUUUCAAUCUCUCUACCCCAGCGUCAUGAUAGCUUACAACUAUUGCUAUUCCACAUGUCUGGGUCGCGUCGUCCCAUGGAGAGGCAGGAACAAGAUUGGUUUUACAGAUUUUAAUCGCGAGCCGGGAUUACUGAACCUCGUCAAAGAUCAUGUCAAUAUCGCACCUAAUGGUAUGAUGUAUGUCAAGCCCCAGAUGCGCAAAUCUUUACUUGCCAAAAUGCUCGGAGAGAUUCUAGAGACCCGUGUAAUGGUGAAGAGCGGGAUGAAAAUAGACAAAGACGACAAGACGCUGCAACAGCUGCUCAACAACCGGCAACUGGCCUUGAAGCUGCUGGCAAAUGUCACAUAUGGAUACACGUCGGCUUCGUUUUCCGGCCGAAUGCCAGCCUCUGAGAUCGCCGACAGCAUCGUUCAGACUGGUCGAGAAACAUUAGAGAAGGCAAUCGCGUUUAUCCAUUCUGUUGAAAAGUGGAAUGCCGAAGUCGUAUAUGGUGAUACAGACUCCUUGUUCGUAUACCUCAAAGGGCGUACGCGGGACCAAGCCUUCACCAUUGGAGAAGAGAUAGCUGACACAAUAACACAAAUGAAUCCACGGCCGAUCAAACUCAAAUUCGAGAAGGUGUAUCACCCAUGCGUUCUGCUGGCUAAGAAGCGCUACGUCGGCUUCAAGUACGAGCACCGCAAUCAGAAAGUACCAGAAUUCGACGCCAAAGGCAUCGAAACAGUUCGCCGAGAUGGGACACCAGCGGAGCAAAAGAUCGAAGAGAAGGCACUUAAGAUUCUGUUCAAGACGAGUGAUCUAUCGCAAGUCAAGAGCUACUUCCUGAGCCAGUGCGCCAAAAUCAUGGAAGGACGCGUCAGCAUUCAAGACUUCUUGUUCGCAAAAGAAGUCAAACUAGGCACGUAUUCAGAUCGUGGGCCGCCGCCCCCUGGAGCACUGAUCGCAACUAAGCGUAUGCUCGCCGAUCCACGCGCAGAGCCUCAAUAUGGCGAGCGGGUGCCAUAUGUCGUGGUCACUGGGGCGCCUAGUGCGCGUCUUAUCGACCGUUGUGUGAGCCCCGAAACACUGCUCCAAAAUGACCACAUCGAGCUCGACGCGGAAUACUACAUCCUGAAGAAUCUCAUCCCACCACUCGAGCGCAUCUUUAGUCUCAUGGGCGCCAAUGUACGGCAGUGGUACGAUGAGAUGCCCAAAGUCCAGCGGAUUCGAAACGUCACACUUCCCCUAAACCAACCGCAACUAGUCGCCAACGCGCUUGUGAAGGAAGGCAAUGGUAGUCACAUCAAAACGCUCGAAGGAUAUUUGAAAAGCUCGGUCUGCCUGAUCUGCCGGUCCAAGCUUCCACCUACUCCUAAGCUCAACACAUUCGAUACUGAAUUGAGAUUACCGCUUUGCAAACAGUGCCUUAAGAAGCCUGCAAGGGCAUUAUUGGGUUUGAAGAACAUCAUCUGCAAGAGUGAGAAACGAGCCGCGAAUAUCAAUGCGAUAUGCAGGAGUUGCUCGAAUCUUGCAUGGGGAGAGACGAUCCGAUGCGACAGCCGGGACUGCCCUGUAUUUUAUACACGCAUCAGGGAGAAUUCAAGGCUGGCAGGGCUGAGAGAUGACUUAGGCAGAGUCGUGGAAAUUUUGGAGAAUGAGGACUACGGUUCCGGUAAAGAAGCGUCAGAUACAGAAGGGACAGUGGACGAGGAAGGCGCAGAGCAACAGGAAGAGCGAUAUGUUGAGGAAGGAACCGAGGACGAUGUGGAGCGAUCGGGCUCGAGCGAUGUACUGGAGUGGUAGUUGCUG
Paraphaeosphaeria sporulosa is the source of this 4686-nucleotide messenger RNA. RefSeq lists its product as uncharacterized. Gene Ontology annotation, molecular function: nucleotide binding; DNA-directed DNA polymerase activity; DNA binding. The record is from RefSeq and is a predicted model, not a curated record. Lineage: Eukaryota; Fungi; Ascomycota; Dothideomycetes; Pleosporales; Didymosphaeriaceae. Bases 1 to 4680 code for a protein of 1559 amino acids. The transcript has 3 exons. Gene Ontology annotation, cellular component: nucleus; zeta DNA polymerase complex. Gene Ontology annotation, biological process: double-strand break repair via homologous recombination; error-prone translesion synthesis.